Messenger RNA from Thalassophryne amazonica, 4208 nucleotides. RefSeq names its product metabotropic glutamate receptor 7-like. Gene Ontology annotation, biological process: G protein-coupled glutamate receptor signaling pathway; regulation of synaptic transmission, glutamatergic. Gene Ontology annotation, molecular function: group III metabotropic glutamate receptor activity. The coding region runs from base 520 to 3297 and encodes 925 amino acids. The record is from RefSeq and is a predicted model, not a curated record. Gene Ontology annotation, cellular component: membrane. Lineage: Eukaryota; Metazoa; Chordata; Actinopteri; Batrachoidiformes; Batrachoididae. The transcript has 11 exons.
UUUGAACCUCUUGUCGUUUUUCCUUUUCUUUUUUUUUGUGUGGACAUGAUAUGCCCUCCUGGGAGACGGCAGCCGACUGAAACCUCGUCGCGCUCCGGUGGAGUUGGUGUGAGAAAGAAGAAUGUCACCCACUUCUGCAGGUGCUAAGUAUUUAUUCUGAGAGAGAAUUCCUGAUCGUCACGACACAGUCCAGAAACCCUCUGAAUGUGAAGAUAUGCCCGCUGCCAGCCGCGCGCGCUUUGGAUAAAAAGAAAAAUUAGGUCACUUCUUCUGUUUCCUUGCGUGUGAGUGGUAAUUUAAAGGGAAGUUUCCUUCCGAUCAGAAGGAAGUGAAUUAGUGGUUUUACUGUUCAACAAGCUGCGGGCAGGAAGAGAUGGGCGCAGUUUCCUGAGCCCUUCCACUUCUUUCGCUUGUUGAAUCUCGGCCACAAAAGAUGGAUUCGCGCUGUUAAACUUCUUCGCCUCUCGGCUUCGAUCGUCGGCGGAUUUUCCGCUGCUGCGUCCUUCCGAAAAGUUGACCAUGGCUCAUCGCUGCGUGCGCGCGAAGCUGAGCUCCAUAUGGAGCGCGCUGUGGCUGAUGAAAACUGCGGUAGAUUUUGCGUUGCCUCAGGAGACUUACGCGCCCCAUUCCAUUCGGACCGAGGGCCACCUGACCCUCGGAGGACUGUUCCCGGUGCACGCCAGAGGCGCCGACGGCGCGCCGUGCGGGGACUUGAAGGAGAACGGCAUCCAACGGCUCGAGGCCAUGAUGUACGCGUUGGAUCAAAUCAACCAGGACGAGCAGCUCUUACCCAACAUCACCUUAGGCGCCCGCGUGCUGGACACUUGUUCGAGGGAUACGUACGCACUGGAGCAAUCUUUAACUUUCGUCCAAGCGCUGAUCACCAAGGACACGUCAGACGUGAGAUGCACUAAUGGGGAGCCGCCGGUGUUUGUCAAGCCGGAAAAAGUGGUGGGAGUCAUCGGAGCCUCCGCCAGCUCGGUGUCGAUCAUGGUGGCCAACAUCCUGCGCCUCUUCCAGAUCCCACAGAUCAGCUAUGCGUCAACAGCUCCAGAGUUGAGCGAUGACAGGCGCUAUGACUUCUUCUCGAGGGUGGUUCCGCCAGAUUCAUUUCAGGCCCAGGCCAUGGUGGACAUUAUCCGUGCCUUGGGUUGGACAUAUGUCUCCACUAUUGCUUCAGAGGGUAGCUAUGGAGAAAAGGGUGUGGAGGCCUUCACCCAACUAUCCAAAGAAGCGGGUGGAAUCUGCAUUGCCCAGUCAUUGAAAAUUCCUCACAACCCCAAGAUGGAGGAUUAUGACAAAACCGUGCAACAGCUCCUGGAAACGCAGCACUCGCGGGCCAUCAUCAUCUUUGCCAGUGAAGAAGACAUACGGGGAGUUCUCAACGCUACCAAGAGAGCAAAUCAAGUUGGCCACUUCUUGUGGAUUGGAUCUGACAGCUGGGGGGCCAAGAGCAGCCCGAUCCAACAGCUUGAGGAUGUAGCAGUGGGAGCAAUCACCAUACUGCCCAAACGCUCCUCCAUUAGCGGGUUUGAUGAAUACUUUAUUGCACUCACGCUUGAGAACAAUCGCAGGAACGUGUGGUUUGCCGAGUUCUGGGAAGAAAACUUCGACUGCAGGCUCCUCAGCGCUUCAAAGAGGGAGGACACCAGUCGUAAGUGCACAGGCCAGGAACGUAUCGGAAUCGACUCCAAAUAUGAACAGGAAGGGAAGGUGCAGUUUGUGAUCGAUGCUGUUUACGCCAUGGCCCAUGCACUUCAUAACAUGCACAAGGACUUAUGUUCUGAUCAUCCUGGCGUUUGCCCGCAAAUGGAGACUGCUGAAGGCAAGACACUUCUGAAGUACAUACGCAACACCAGCUUCAAUGGCAGCGCCGGCACCUCUGUUAUGUUUAACAAGAACGGUGACGCUCCAGGACGCUAUGACCUGUUCCAGUUCCAGAUGACCAACUCCUCCACCCCUGAGUAUAAGGUGGUAGGACAGUGGGUGGAGACCCUCCAGCUCAGGCUGGAGGAGCUUCAGUGGCCAGAUGGGGAGCAGGAGGUGCCCAUCUCUGUCUGCAGUCUGCCCUGCAAAACCGGCGAGAGAAAGAAGAGGGUAAAAGGGGUGCCAUGCUGCUGGCACUGUGAGCUGUGCGAUGGCUACCAGUAUCAGUACGACGAGACGUCCUGCAGACUGUGCGCUUACAACAUGAGGCCCAAUCCAAACAGAACUGCCUGCCAGCCCAUCCCCAUUAUCAAGCUGGAAUGGCAUUCUCCUUGGGCGAUUAUCCCCGUCUUCCUGGCCAUGCUCGGCAUCAUCGCCACCGUCUUUGUCAUGGCAACGUUUGUGCGCUACAAUGACACGCCUAUUGUCCGGGCGUCUGGCCGUGAGCUCAGCUACGUGUUGCUGACCGGUAUCUUUCUGUGUUACAUCAUCACAUUCAUAAUGAUUGCCAAGCCCGACGUAGCCGUGUGUGCCUUCAGGAGGAUCUUCCUGGGCUUGGGCAUGUGCAUCAGCUACGCCGCGCUGCUCACCAAGACCAAUCGUAUCUAUCGGAUCUUUGAACAGGGAAAGCAGACGGUCACUGCCCCUCGUUUUAUCAGUCCCACAUCCCAGAUCGCCAUUACUUCGAGUUUGAUCUGCGUGCAGCUGCUGGGGGUUCUGGUGUGGUUUGCUGUCGACCCGCCAAACACCAUCAUUGAUUACGACGAGCAAAAAACCACGAACCCCAUGCUGUCCCGCGGUGUGCUGAAGUGUGACAUCACAGACCUUCAGAUCAUCUGCUCUUUGGGCUACAGCAUCUUGUUGAUGGUGACCUGCACCAUCUAUGCCAUUAAGACAAGGGACGUACCAGAAGACUUCAAUGAAGCCAAGCCCAUCGGCUUCACUAUGUACACCACCUGCAUCGUCUGGCUGGCCUUCAUCCCAAUAUUCUUCGGCACAGCCCAGUCUGCAGAGAAGCUGUACAUUCAGACAACGACCCUGAUCAUCUCCAUGAACCUCAGUGCCUCUGUCGCACUGGGCAUGCUCUACAUGCCCAAGGUGUACAUCAUUAUCUUCCACCCUGAGCUUAAUGUACAGAAGAGGAAACGUAGCUUCAAGGCUGUGGUUACAGCUGCUACAAUGCAUUCACGUCUGUGCCACAAGCCCAGCGAGAGGCCCAACGGAGAGGCUAAGACUGAGCUGUGCGAGAACCCCACCGCUGACCCCAUGAGUAAGCUCUUUUCAGCAAAGAUGAUUGACAGCUCAUGCAAAUUGUACAUCACGGGCUCCAAAGGCCUCUUCUCCCACAACGCUUCUAAUCAUAUGAAGUGAUCGUGGCACCCACAGGUCAAGCAACCAAGAAAACAUAUGUGAGUUACAACAACCUCAGGAUCUGAUCUGCUUGAAAUGAAUGCUGUUUGUCCUUUAUCUGUGUUGGCAAAGGGAAGGGAGCGUUAGAGGAACAGAAAAAGACAGAGAGAGACAGGAGAGAGCGCAGACAUCCCAGCACCACCUGCAGUACCUAUGCACUCCAGGACUGUGGAUAGCAUCCAACCUCCCAUCCCGACAUGAUAGAUGAGUCCUGACAGAGACUAACACAGCUGUAGGCCGGGUCAGCCCACAAAACCGGACUGUAGGCGUUUACGUAGUGUUGUGCCCCACCACCCCCAAACCUCCCACCGUCUCUCUGACAAAGAACAGGUUACCUGCAAAGGGGGUCACUGUGAAGGAGGAUGUGUGUGAAAGGGACAGCGGACCUGUUUUCUUUUAAGAUGUCAUCAAAGCCAUAUUCUCCUGGGAUUCCCCUGAUCUGAUUUCUGUUUUGUAUCAUAAGUGAUUUUUUUUCUGUUUCUCUCUCUCUCUCUCUCUCUCUCUCUCUCUCUCUCUCUCUCUCUCUCUCUCUCUCUCUCUCUCUCCCUCCCUCCCUCUCUCCUUUUUCUUCAAGUCAAUUUAAUUACCUUGCACAGCUCUACCGCCGAACAUUUUACUUUUACUGAAACAGACACAAAACGGUCCCAGAUGAUUUACGUGGUGGGCAUUGUACGUAUAUAUAUUUUUUGUAAAUAUUCAAGAGUAUUUUCAUGUUUGGAGUAUGAAAAAUAGAUAUCCCGUUUUUGUUCUGGUGGGUUUGGAUAGUAACGAAAUGCACCACAAAGUGUUGACUUUGCAUGUGCUGAUGUAUGUCUGUUCUAUUUGAUGUAAACAAACAAAAAAAAGGAAUAAAUUCUGAAACAAUGAUAAAA